Molecule: messenger RNA, 1653 nt
Organism: Fusarium odoratissimum NRRL 54006
Lineage: Eukaryota; Fungi; Ascomycota; Sordariomycetes; Hypocreales; Nectriaceae
Exons: 3
Coding region: 142-1653 (503 amino acids)
Biological process (GO): positive regulation of transcription from RNA polymerase II promoter by galactose; DNA-templated transcription
Cellular component (GO): nucleus
Molecular function (GO): RNA polymerase II cis-regulatory region sequence-specific DNA binding; DNA-binding transcription factor activity, RNA polymerase II-specific; zinc ion binding
Source: RefSeq, a predicted model, not a curated record
GCUCCAGGUUCGGAAUUAACAUAUGAUAAUUUCGAUGAUUUCAUACGUCUCACCGAGCGUCAGCUAUUUCAAGCUGACCAUCAAAGCAACAAUUCCAGCGCAAACCCCUUCUCAGGGGGCUUCGUCUCCAGAGAAUUGGACAUGUUAUGCAUGCAGGGAAGAAUUUCUCCGCGAGGAGCACUAGACUCUCUCGAUCAAAGUUUCUGGCGUCGAGUUCUUGCAAUCUAUGAAGAGGAAGUCGGCAUGAUGUAUCCCUUUCUUGACAUCGAUCAGCUGAGCCAUGAGAUAAUCGGUGGAAAAACACGGUCCGGUUUCGAAUGCCCGCCAUCUAGUAGCCUCUAUAGCGAAGGUGUUGGAAAUAUUGCCUUCCUCGUACUGGCGAUUGUUUCAAGCUUCGAAGGCUCAAAGGCUGUAGAAAUCGCGAGCCCCGUUGUUGAAGACGCUUUCGUUUCAACUAUUCCCAAAAUACACCUCCAGUCACCUGACUUGGGCGAUUUGACGUUAUUGGCUUUGACUUGCAUCUUCUUCUUUCUUAAUGAUCGUGAGAAAGAGGCGUGGAGAACAAUUGGUACAAUCGUGAGACUUGUACACGAACAAAGCUCUCAAGAGGAAGAGGCCACCGCCGACAAGAUUUCUGAUACUUUCUUCUGGUCUCUAUAUACCUUGGAUCGAAGAUGGAGCUUUGGCACCGGACUGCCAUUUGCAGUUCAAGACUCGGAAAUCAACAGACCAUCACUGCCAAUGAACGACAGCAGCAGCCAUUCAUUAGCUUAUCUCAAAGAGAUGGUUUCAUUUUGCGGCAUAGCCUCAGAUGUGCGAAGCUUCUUCUUCGGCACUAUGGCACCCAGGCUCCAAGACUCUGGCUCAACUCAGGACUAUCUGCAGUUCCGGGUUAUUCAAUGGCAGCAAAACCUGCCACGCCGAUUGCAAUUCCACGGCAUUGACGACAAAUUUAACGUGGCAACUGAGAAACGCGGAGACUAUAAGCUACGAUUAAUGCUUUAUCUGCGAGCUAAUCAGAUGAGAACAAUUAUUCUUCGCAAAGCAGCUAGUCGCUUCGGGUCUCACAACAUCGACACAUCAAACUUUCAAGUCAUGAUCCAGGUUGCUCGAGACUCGAUACAGGUGUUGGCCAGACUGGCUAAGGAGACUGACAUAUAUCAUGCUCAACACAAGACGUUUAACCAUUUUCUGGAGACAGCUUUGUCUUCGUUGCUUCUUGCUACCUGCUAUGCCAGUCCCGAUCAGAGCAAGUCUUGUCUCCCAGAUGUGAUUACUGCAACGCAGCUCAUCCACCGACUGGCAAGGGAAUCCUUGAUCACGAGGCGUCUGAGGGAUAAAUUACAGACCAUACGGGAAGCGACUGACGAACUGAGAACGCAGAGAUACAGGGAAAACGGGGCGAGUUUCGGGCCAGUGCCUGAUACAGGGACAAUGAGAGUUUACCAGGGCUCUGGCUUCCCAGAAGCAGCACUUGCGACAAACUUCACAGGGGACCCCAUCUCACUGAAUGGUCUUCCAACGGCGUCCAAUAUCCCAAUCGGUCUAUUUGACUUAGAUACUGCAGACACCACCUGGGCAGACACUGACCCGUCAUUGUUUAACAACCUGAGCCAUAUUCUUGGUAACUGCGAAAACUUUACAUUCUUCUAG